Molecule: messenger RNA, 1859 nt
Organism: Trematomus bernacchii (emerald rockcod)
Lineage: Eukaryota; Metazoa; Chordata; Actinopteri; Perciformes; Nototheniidae
Product: charged multivesicular body protein 4b-like
Exons: 5
Coding region: 151-822 (223 amino acids)
Biological process (GO): vesicle budding from membrane; late endosome to vacuole transport via multivesicular body sorting pathway
Cellular component (GO): cytoplasmic side of plasma membrane; ESCRT III complex; multivesicular body
Source: RefSeq, a predicted model, not a curated record
CUUUUCCAGGAAGUAGAAAAACGUCAACAAUCAGGCCAGGGCGAAGUGUCAGUGUAGCCUAGCAGUGAGGUAGCUAAGCUUGCUUCUCUCGGGUGUUUCGCAGAUUUUCUUUAUUUUUUUAUAUAAUUAGUGUAAGUGUAGCGCUCAGACAUGUCGUUGUUUGCUAAGAUAUUUGGAGGAGGUGGAGGAAAAGGAGGAAAGGGACCGAGCCCACAGGAGGCGAUCCAGAAACUCCGAGAGACGGAGGAGAUGCUAACGAAAAAACAGGAAUUUCUAGAGAAAAAGAUCGAACAAGAACUGCAAAUCGCGAAGAAAAACGGCACGAAAAACAAAAGAGCGGCUCUGCAGGCUUUGAAAAGAAAGAAGCGAUAUGAGAAGCAGCUCGCCCAGAUCGACGGCACGCUGUCGACCAUCGAGUUCCAGAGAGAGGCUCUGGAGAACGCCAACACCAACACUGAAGUGCUCAAGAACAUGGGCUUCGCUGCCAAGGCCAUGAAGUCUGCCCAUGAAAACAUGGACAUUGACAAGGUGGACGACCUGAUGCAGGACAUCACAGAGCAGCAGGAGCUCGCCCAGGAGAUCUCCGACGCCAUCUCUAAACCUGUCGGCUUUGGAGAGGAGUUUGACGAGGACGAGCUGCUGGCGGAGCUGGACGAGCUGGAGCAGGAGGAGCUGGACAAAAACCUGCUGGAGAUCGGGGGUCCGGAGAACGCCCCCCUCCCCAACGUGCCUUCUUCUUCAUUACCUUCCAGACCUGCCAAGAAAGAGGAGGACGAGGACGACAUGGAGGACCUGCAACGCUGGGCGAUGGAAGCCAUGUGAACGCAGCGCUGCUUCAUCAUACCUGCAUCAGAGAGGGACGAGAAGGAGCCAGAGGGAAUGAAUGGACUGAUAGGAUGUUGUGUAUGAGUAUAUUUUUGUGUGUCUGAGAAGAGCUGACUUUAUGUAACACUAAAAAAAGCAACAAUGCUGUAGACUUUGUUUUCCUGUCCCCUUCACAAUACAGAGACCCCUGAGUAUCAGGGGCUUUUAUAUCGAGGCUCUAUCCCUGUCCUUUAGGAAAGUCACAUCAUAUUUUUACCCUCAAUUUUAACACAAGCCUAGCUCCUAACGGUCAUUGUACUGGGCAGGGCUACUCGGCGCCCACAGAGUUCAUACUGAAGUGUAAUAUGAUGAGUACUGUGGUACGAAAAAGGCGUUGUUAUCAGAUUAGUGUUACAGGCCGUGUGGCGAUGCUAACCUCCCUGUAUGACGGGAAUUUUCAUGGAAAUGUAAUCCUCAAAGAGCUGUUUCCGACUCACAUAUUUACCUGUGUUUGUGGCGUUAAACUGGCUGGAUGUUUUUUUGUUUUAUUUCUCCCUACUUGACAAAAAUAACAGUCCUUAUCUCUCUGUUUUUUGUUAAUGCUGUUGAAAAUAGGAGAAAAGCUGAGCAUGAGCUGGGUGAAGAAGCUAUGAGCUGUCUGUUUGACAGAAUAUGAAUCUUUUCUUUUGUUUCAGGCUGCGUGCUUUGUCUCUUUUAUCCCCUCUUCUUUGCCUCCUGUCGCCAUGUCAGCGGCUUCUCCCUCCAUCAAAGGCGUUCACACCAGUGGUUCUUGUUAUUUGGUGUAAAUAUCCCAAAUGUGUCUCUUUUUAUAUACUGUAUUUCUGCCGUCAAUGAGAGGUUCAGUCGAGGUUGUGUGAAGCAUGCAGCAAUUUGGGAAUCACGAUACAGAUCACUCCGCACGGCUAGGAAGGAAGAUGUUAAACACAACACUUUCAUCAGGCUCUGUCUGUCUCCGUCCUUUCCAUAAGGGUUUCUGUUUCAAAUUGUAUAAUGUUGAAAAAAUAAUCAUAAUAAUAAACUAUUGUCACAUCUUA